AUGGGAAACAAUUGUAUCUAUUUUGUGCUCUUGCUUACACUAGGUUACAGCCAACCCCCAACCAUUGAUCCUCAAGUACAGCAGUGGUUUAUGUCGGUGGAUACAGAUCGCUCUGGCAGGAUCACCGCCCGGGAGCUACAGAGAGCAUUGGUGAACACUAACUGGACACAGUUCAAUGACGAAACCUGCCGACUCAUGAUAGGCAUGUUCGACAAGGAUUUCAGUGGUACCAUUGACCUGUAUGAGUUCCAGGCGUUGUGGCACUAUAUUCAGCAGUGGAAACAAACAUUUGACCGCUACGACAUCAACAGAUCUGGCUCCAUCGAAGGUCCAGAGCUCCAGCAAGCUUUCAUGACAAUGGGCUAUAAUGUGUCGCCACAGUUUGUCCAGACAAUUGUGAUCAAGUUUGACCAUUUUGGACGUCGCUGCCUGACGCUGGACAACUUUAUACAGGCCUGUGUCAUGUUGAAAUCACUGACCGAUGCAUUCAGACAGAGGGACACUACCAUGUCUGGUUAUGUUCGUUUGUCUUACGAAGACUUUAUGAGUUUGGCUGUCUUAUAUAAACCUUAA
Messenger RNA from Candidula unifasciata, 573 nucleotides. The record is from the annotation of a GenBank genome assembly. Lineage: Eukaryota; Metazoa; Mollusca; Gastropoda; Stylommatophora; Geomitridae.